AUGGACGCCUCCUCCCUCCGCAUCUCCAAGUUCGAUGGAACUAACUUCCACGCCUGGAAGUUCAAGAUGCAGAUGGUGCUGGAGGAACGGGACCUAUGGGAGGUCGUCAGCGGUGAGAUCAAGGCGGAACAGUGCGAGACUCAGUUGGACCAAGCGACGUACAAGAGGAAGUCAAGAAAGGCGAUGGCAGUGAUCUGUCUAGCCAUGGAAGAUUCCCAGCUACCGUUGGUCCGGUCGGCAAGUGGUGCAUGCGACGCAUGGUCAAGGUUGGAAGACCACUUCGAGAAGAAGAGUCUUGCCAACAAGCUGUUCUUGCGCCGUCGCUUCUUCACGACAAUGAUGGAAGAAGGCGACGAUGUGCUCGAACACAUCAACAAGCUCAAGACGCUGGCGGAACAGCUAGAAGCGGUGGGGGCUCCAGUCUGCGAGGACGAUCUGGUGAUCACACUCCUCGGCAGCCUGAGUGACUCGUAUCAAUUCUUGAUCACAGCUUUGGAGUCGCGCUCAGACACUCUUAGCUGGGAGCUCGUGACGUCUCGACUGCUUCAUGAAGAAAUGAAGCGGAAGGAGCAAGGAACGCAAAGGGCGACCAGUGAAGAAGUCCUGGCCGUGCCACAAUUGCGGAAAGAUUGGUCACUGGAUGGCGGAGUGCCCUCGCGCAUCCAAGAAAACACGGAGAGACACCGGCCACAGCGUGCUCAAGACAGCGGCGACCGCUAUCGAUCACAACGUGCAAACGUCGCUCAAGAAGAAGACUCGGGCGACUACCUCUUUUCGAUCGGUGAAACGACAUCUGCGAAAUCGAGCGACAUCUGGCUGGUCGACUCCGGGGCGACGCAGCACAUGACGUGCUCCAAGAAGUUCAUGCGGAACUACAAGGGGUUUGACGCUGUGGAUGUCCAUCUCGCGGAUGAUGGAAUCGUCCAAGCAAUCGGCAGUGGGGACAUUGUCAUGUCGAUGAAGACACCCCAAGGGAUGAAGAAAGGUGUGCUCACAAACGUGUGGCACAUCCCAAAGUUAUCCAGAAACCUGUUCUCGGUCGGCCGCUUCACCAAGGAUGUCGGCCCAGUGACGUUCACGAAGGAUGGGUGCUAUGGAGAAGCGAAAGGGACCAAGUGGAAAAUUGGUGCCCGUGAAGGUAAAGGACUGUUCAAGCUGCAAAUGACUCCAGUGGCGCCGGAACAAGCAAAUGCAGCCAAGUCGUCGGGAUGUCAAGGGGGCACCAAGUCGUACCUCUGGCACCUUCGGCUUGGCCACAUAGGUCACGAUGGACUCAAUUGCAUCGUGACGAAGAACAUUGGAAUUGGCAUCGACAUAUCUUCGGUGAAGAAGUGGGACGUGUGUGAAGGUUGUGCUCUGGGAAAACAGACUCGAGUGCGCUUCCAAUCAAACACUACAGCUCGCACCUCCAAACUCCUCGAAGUGAUUCACAGCGACGUAUGCGGACCGAUGUCGAUGGCAACUUUCAGUGGAAAACGGUACUUCGUGACAUUCAUUGAUGACAAGUCAAGAUACUGUGUCGUCUAUCUGCUCAAGAGCAAAUCUGAAGUUGCGGCGAAGUUCAUGGAAUACGCUGCGAUGGCCGAAACGCAACCGGAAAGCGCGUGA
Peronospora matthiolae is the source of this 1608-nucleotide messenger RNA. Lineage: Eukaryota; Oomycota; Peronosporomycetes; Peronosporales; Peronosporaceae. The record is from the annotation of a GenBank genome assembly.